UCUUGAGGUUAAAAGAUUGGUAUAGGACUAAAGCUAUGUUGUCAAAGACUUAUUCUAUGCACAUCUGUUUGGAAAACAUCUGUGCCAAUCCCAUGUUAGGAAAACGUUUUUCAUGUACCAGUGUAUAGAGCAUCACCAUCUAGGAAAAAAGUACUGUUGUGGAAACAUCAAUGCAAUGCUGAAGUAUAUAUGGGUAAUAAAAGUAUGUCGUUCUACAUUCAUUCAAAACCAGAGUUUGCCAAACCAUUCUGACCAUCACAGAGCCUUGAUUAUAAGACCGUUGUGAUUGCAGUAGAAAAUAGCCAAUAAUUAACUAGAGUAAAUCAUGCAGCAGAUUACUAAUCACCCAUUCAUCUAGUAUAACAGCGAAUAGUGAGAUAAGGAUAAAAAGUAAAGUUUAAGUCAGGAAGACUUUCAUUUGGUCCAAUACAAGACAUCAAAUACAAUUUAAUCAUUACAUGCUGUACCGCAUACCUGUCAAAUCUCACGAUUUUUAAUGUCUCAUGUCUCACGUACGUGAAGAUGAAUCUCGCGGAUCUCACGGGAUAUUCACUCCGAAUAUCGUAGAAUAAUAAUUACAAAUUCAUUAGAGUGCUGUGCAGUGCGAGGUUGCUGGCUCACUAUGUAUGACAGUUUUAGGCUACUAGUCCACAAAGUUUCAAUAUCCAGCAUCACGGAACUUCUUAUUUGGAGCCGAACCGGACCUCGAACCAAAUGCCUCGCAAAUAUAACAGUAUGCUUGCACGUGUUUUGUUUUGUGUGAGAUGGGGAUGUCUCACCGAAUUUAACGGAUUUCAUGUCAUGUAUGAUACCUGUGGUUGAAAUGAUAAUAUGCAUUGUAUACAUUUGUUUUGUGACGUCCAGUCUAAUACCGUAAACCCUAUAAAAGGUGGACAUGCAGCAUUAUUUUGAAAAGGUAAAUGAUACGUAUUACCAGUUUUAUCUUCUUCAUGAAGACGCAUAUUUCUUUAUGCUUGAUGCACCAAAUACACUGCAGUCCAUGUCAUGACCUUCCUACCAUAGAUGAAAGUAACAGGUGACAGUGCCACCUAGAGGUGCAUUAGUAAAUGACCAUGGCAGACCAGCAAAAGGAUAAAAGUGAUUCAUGGCAGACUACAGUUAUAGUUAGCACAUCACUUCAGAAUCACGAGUCGGCACGGCUGUUACGCGCUCAACAGCACCGGGUUCGGUUUUCAGACGGUGUCGCGUCUGGAGCCUUCGUUUUCCCCCUUUCAGGUUCAGCCUUCAUGUUAGUCGUCUCUCAGGAGAUUCCAGAGCCAUUGGAGAACGCUGACCUGUAUGAGAAGAUCCAGAAGUUUGUGCAGGUGCACAGAAAUUGCUUCCUCUUGCUCCAGGCUCCCGUGUUCGGGAAGAAAGAGUGGGAUGUCAUGGCAGCUGUACAGACCAGAUUUUUUGGCAGUAACCUUCGUAUUCUUCCAGUACACUGUAAUGCAAACAUGGUCAAGGGGAUGCUGACUCUUGCAAAGGCCACCAGCAAGCCCCAUGUUGACACGGUGAGAGACCGCAUGUCCCUGGUCCGUGCCCACCUCAUCGAGCGCAGUCCUGUAUGGGAGCUGCUGAGGGACAUUCAGACUCAGAUGCUGGCAGUCCCCACUGGCAGCUGGACUCCUGGAGUCUGAAGCUGCUUAUUGCAGUGCAACAACACAAGGUGGAUCGAUGACUUGAUCGUUCCUGGUUAUGCUAACAACUUUAUUUGCGUUUUAGUUGGCAACUGGUGUCUGUGCAACUAUUUAAUAUAGACCGUAGUUAUGUCAACUGUGCUGGAGCUGUAUGUACAUUUAUACGAAUUUUUGUCUUUAUAACUAGAUUAUACCAG
Messenger RNA from Clupea harengus (Atlantic herring), 1837 nucleotides. RefSeq names its product chromosome 10 C1orf146 homolog (gene c10h1orf146). Gene Ontology annotation, biological process: reciprocal meiotic recombination; synaptonemal complex assembly. Gene Ontology annotation, cellular component: chromosome. The record is from RefSeq and is a predicted model, not a curated record. NCBI's taxonomy places the organism in Eukaryota, Metazoa, Chordata, Actinopteri, Clupeiformes, Clupeidae.